AUGGGCCCGCAGCUCUGGCAAGGUACGAACCUUAGCCACACAAUGGUCAAUAUGGCUAGGCUUCAGGGCGGGAGAUUCUUCUUAUCUGCUAUCAGCUUAUUAUGCAAUGCAAUGUUGAAGGCAUCUAACACAACCACAGCUCAGUAUCUCCAAGGCCUUUCGCUGUGCCUUGUGGUAGACUUUACUGCAAGCGCACCUCGAACAGACUGCAACACACUUCACUUUGUCCAGGGAUUGGAGAUCUUGACGAGCAGGAUGAAGCAAUCAGCCUACUUUGACAGCAAGAUACUGGAGGAGUGUUUAGAGGCAGCAGACAGGUACCUAUCAUCUCCCAUAGUAUACAUAGAUCCCAAAAGCGACUGUUUUAAGCAAUUGAUCCGUUAUUUUCUCAUAGAAUUGCAAGACGCUCACCUGCACGCACCGCAACGAACCGCGCUUCUGGUUGAUAAGCUUCUAGCUUGCUAUCUAGAUAUGCAGCCACCCUCAGAUAAGCUCUCCGGCACAGUCUCGGGGGAUCAAUCAAAAGCAUGGAUUUUGAUGCUUCUUUCAGCUUCAAAACUCUUCCUCAGGUACAGGAUUGUUAGUGGUGAUAGAUUGUUGUACAUUGGGGAGCUACUGGCCGCCAUUCAACCAUCCUUGUGCUGCUCUAGCCUAGCAAGAAGUAUGGCCAGGUUUAUCACGGCAAUACCCGUUAAAAGCAGCUUACUUUGCUCCAGAAGACGAAAGAAGCUAAUCAAGAUAUUGCGAAGGGCAAUUCAUUCGGCAAUGGCCUCGUGUAAGAGUGAGGCACUUAAGUUGGAUCUUUCCCUUUGCAGCUUUCCAGCGUCUGGUCAGCUCCCCUUUACACAGCCAUGCUAUGCUGUAUCUCACUUUCAAGAGUCCUUUAAUAGAUUUAGAUACACACCAACUGUAGUUUCUGCAAUCACACGUGCCGAUUCAAAUAAACUACUUCUGCCGUCCUUCGCUAGAGCCGCCGGGGAGCCACCCACUAGCACGGUUUACUGCGAAAACAUACCGCACUUCAUGACAAAGGAGGAGUUCUAUGAUAGAUUUACUAAACACUUUCUAGUAGAUUCACCGCUGUCUAUUACCGCCUUUGGUUAUGCAAUGUCUAACACACAGACAUACACUGCUUCGUUGAAACUAUGCAUAGACGUAAAGAGCAUGGAUACCAGUGCAGAGUUGGCAGGCUUCGAUAGUGCAGUUAACAUAUUAGUGGAAGCCCCAGAACUCGUAGUGUGGGGGCACGCUAUAAGGGUGACGAUAGCCCCGAGUCAAGUUAACUAA
This is a messenger RNA of Giardia duodenalis, 1287 nucleotides long. RefSeq lists its product as uncharacterized. Lineage: Eukaryota; Fornicata; Diplomonadida; Hexamitidae. The record is from RefSeq and is a predicted model, not a curated record. The transcript has a single exon. The coding region runs from base 1 to 1287 and encodes 428 amino acids.